AUGGAAUGUAACCUAUGUGCCCUGGGUGGAAUGGAUCCGGUCAUACAGGUAUGGGAUUUAGACAUAGAGAACUGUCUAGAACCAGCUUUCAAACUCGGUAAAAAACCGAAUAAGAAGAAGAAAAUACAGCGCGUCGGACACAAAGAUGCUGUUUUGGAUUUGUCGUGGAAUAGAAAUUUUACACACGUGAUGGCGAGCGGGUCUGCGGAUAACACGGUUCUGUUGUGGGAUCUGGAUCAGGGUACGCCUCACACGAAACUCGACUACUUCGAAGAUAAGGUGCAAUCGCUCGCGUUCCACCCGCUGGAGGCGCAGACGCUGGCGGCGGGCGCGUGCGACGGGCGCGCGCGCGUGGCGGACUGCCGCACGGCGGCCGCGCACCGCGCCUGGCCGCUCGGCGCCGAGAUCGAGCGCGUGCUCUGGGAUGUGCACAACCCCUUCUGUUUCGCGAUGAGCAAUAACGAAGGUAAAGUGGCAUACGUGGACUGCAGACAAGACCAACCGCUGUGGACGAUACAAGCACACGAAAAAGAAGUUACAGGUCUGAUUCUAAGUGAUAAAAUACCCGGUCUGAUGAUAACGAUUGGCACCGACGAGAAACUUAAGACAUGGGAUAUAACUAGUGCUGGUGCCGUGCAGGUGAGCGAGCGGGCGGGCCGCGUUGGCCAGGCGCUGUGUGCGGCCGCCUGCCCCGACCACCCGCUGGCCGUCGCCGUCGGGGGCGACAACAAGCAGAAUUGUAUCGAGUUAGUCGACCUCAGUACCAGUGAGGAGGUAAUGAACCGUUUCGGAUCACGCCCUCAAGGCACAGUGACAACAAAUAAUGCAGAAGCUAUGGAGUCAUAGACAAUAAUUUUAUAACAAUUAAGAAAAAUUAAAUUUAUAUAUUUUAA
Zerene cesonia (dogface butterfly) is the source of this 893-nucleotide messenger RNA. RefSeq names its product periodic tryptophan protein 1 homolog. The record is from RefSeq and is a predicted model, not a curated record. The transcript is spliced from 8 exons. Gene Ontology annotation, cellular component: nucleus. The coding region runs from base 1 to 846 and encodes 281 amino acids. Gene Ontology annotation, biological process: rRNA processing. Gene Ontology annotation, molecular function: protein binding. NCBI's taxonomy places the organism in Eukaryota, Metazoa, Arthropoda, Insecta, Lepidoptera, Pieridae.